AUGCAAGCCAAUCAUUCCAAUUGCAUCGCCAUAUUAUUUAAUCAAGCUACAAGUGAACCUGUAUGCAUGUUACUAUGGUCUAUUGCUAAUGGCAAUACUCAAGUGUUAUCCAAUGAUACCAAGUUUAACUUUUACUUAAAUGAUCGUCGAGAGGUUAGCCAAGCAUUACACCAAAUUCGACUUGAUCUUAUGGAAAGCUGCCCUGCUGCUGUGCAAAAUGUCUAUGUUGUACACCAUGUAACUCAUGAAUUUGCAAGAUCUAUGGACUUAAUCAUCAACGUUACAACCAAUACAGCGAAUAAUCGUAUAAUCAAAAAGUUAUUACCUCCUAAGACGAUGGUGGUUCAAAUCGAUUCGCCAGCCAUAGUCUAUUACAUGAACACGGGACAUAGAUUUUCAAUCCUAUCUUGGGUAGAUAAAAUGUCACACCAAGUUUUUAUUGACUGCCUACAAAUUCAGGAAAAGAAGAAAGAGCAGAUAUUGUUAAAAAAUCUUGGACCUAAUCCACGUUUAUAA
Molecule: messenger RNA, 516 nt
Organism: Trichoplax adhaerens
Lineage: Eukaryota; Metazoa; Placozoa; Uniplacotomia; Trichoplacea; Trichoplacidae
Exons: 9
Coding region: 1-516 (171 amino acids)
Source: RefSeq, a predicted model, not a curated record